AUGGAAUUCCCUGAACUUGGCAAACGCUGCACAGCCAAAAGCUGUAAUUUGUAUGACUUUUUACCCUAUACUUGUGUGAACUGUAAAAAGGUAUUCUGCCAAGACCACUUUAAGCUACAGGCGCAUGAUUGCCCUAGUCUCAAUGACCCAAGUAUGGAUGUUCGAGUGCCCAUCUGUCCAAUUUGCGAGAAGCCAGUGCCGGCGAAACGAGGCGACGAUCCAAAUAUUAGAAUGAAUCAGCAUAUACAAAGCAAUUGCUCAGAUUUGGAACCCAAAAACGACAACACAUGCCGCAAAAAGGGCUGUACAACAAAGAUGUUGGUGCCAAUGCACUGUCCUGAAUGUGGGCUUUCGUUUUGUGUCAAGCACCGAUUAGAAGUGGAUCAUCAGUGCAAAGGAAAACCAGCAAAAGCAGCGACUCCUAUGAUGAAGAUGAAUCCGUUUAAUCACACAUCGAAACCAACACAGCAACAGCAACAGCAGCCAUCAAGGACAGAGAUGGAAAGGCAGAGAAGGGAUCGAGUGAACGCAGCUAAUCAAAGAAAACAAGACAUUGCUCGAUUACAAGCCAAGGUAAAACAAGGAAACAUCACGGACAAGGAGCAAAUCCAUUUGGCAAAGCUGUUAUCGUUGAAAGAAAAGGAUGGAAAAUGCGUGGUGUGCUAG
This is a messenger RNA of Mucor velutinosus, 666 nucleotides long. It is a transcript of the gene CYS4, whose product is annotated as cystathionine beta-synthase. Gene Ontology annotation, cellular component: cytoplasm. Bases 1 to 666 code for a protein of 221 amino acids. The transcript is spliced from 5 exons. Lineage: Eukaryota; Fungi; Mucoromycota; Mucoromycetes; Mucorales; Mucoraceae. Gene Ontology annotation, molecular function: zinc ion binding. The record is from RefSeq and is a predicted model, not a curated record.